AUGAGCUCUCUCAAGUUUGUGGUGUCCUCCUUGGACGCCAUUGCGACCUCCAAAGAUGCGCAACGCAAUAAGCAGCUCGCCGAAUCCGCAAAAAAGGCACUGGAUGCCAUCAAAGAACAAGAGCAGCUUCCAGACCCCGAAAUAGUCUUUGCUCCUUUGCAACUGGCCACAAAAUCCAACAACUCCCAGUUGACCACAACCGCUCUCGAUUGCAUAGGCAAACUCAUUUCCUAUUCGUAUUUCUCAAUACCAAACAAAGAGGACGAUGCGGAUGACGAAAAUAAAAAUAGCGCGGAGCAACUACCGCCCUUGAUCGAGCGAGCUAUUGAUACGAUUUGCGACUGUUUUCAGGGCGAGACCACGGCUGUGGAGAUUCAGCUGCAGAUUGUCAAGUCACUAUUGGCAGCCGUUCUUAACGACAAGAUUGUUGUGCACGGCGCUGGUCUACUGAAGGCAGUCCGGCAGGUCUACAACGUGUUUCUUUUAUCGAGGAGUACUGCAAAUCAGCAAGUAGCCCAAGGUACCUUGACGCAGAUGGUCGGCACCGUCUUUGAACGUGUCAAGACUAGACUGCACAUGAAGGAAUCGAGAUUGAGCCUGAGUAAUCUCAAGCACAGCUCUAGCAAUAUUACGUUUGAUCCCAACGACCCGGCAAACAGCACACAUAUUGGUACAGACGGGGAUGAGUCGCCUGCAGCACAGUCAGACCCAAAUACCCCAACACAGUCUAACGGUGGUGCCAAGCUUACGUUAAAGGAUCUCGAGCACCGAAAGAGUUUUGAUGAUUCUACCCUUGGUGAUGGGCCAACCAUGGUUACGAGGCUGAAGCCGACAGGCAAAGACGAUCCAUCAAGCCCUGACCCGUCUGGCGCCGAUGGGUCGACUCAGGAUGACAUGGAUGCUCUGGAUGCCGAGGACGAGGUAUAUAUUCGGGAUGCGUACCUUGUAUUUCGGUCAUUUUGCAACUUGUCAACCAAGGUACUACCCCCUGAUCAGCUGUAUGAUCUUCGUGGACAGCCCAUGCGAUCAAAGCUUGUUUCUCUGCAUCUCAUCCACACCCUACUCAACAACAAUAUUACCGUAUUCACAUCGCCUUUGUGUACGAUCAAAAACUCCAAGAACAAUGAGCCAACAUCUUUUCUGCAAGCCAUCAAAUUUUACCUUUGCCUCAGCAUUACGCGCAACGGUGCAAGCUCAGUAGACCGCAUUUUCGAAGUUUGCUCCGAGAUCUUCUGGUUGAUGCUCAAGUUCAUGAGACCAUCAUUCAAGAAAGAAAUUGAGGUGUUUCUUAACGAGAUCUAUUUGGCCCUCUUAUCUCGACGCAACGCUCCCGUGUCUCAAAAGCUCUACUUUGUAACAAUACUCAACCGAUUGUGUGCAGACCCUAGGGCACUAGUUGAGACGUAUCUCAACUAUGAUUGCGACCAAACCGUGGACAACAUCUUUCAAACCAUGGUCGAAGAUCUCUCCAAAUUUGCUACCACACCGCUCACAAUUACAACGCUCAAUGAGCAGGUAUAUGAGGAACUGAGAGCCAAGACCCAACCAGCCAGCGAGUGGCAGCUGAAAGGCAUCCUUCCGCCCCCAUUGACGGUGGCUCAAAUUAUCCCAUCGCAGGAAAAUGAGCCAGACUACCCGAAGGAGUAUGCUAUGAAACGGUUGUCCUUGGAGGCUCUGGUGGAAACCCUCAGAUCCCUCGUUAACUGGUCGGCAUCAGUACGUUCUGAUGGCGGGGAUAUGCUUCGACCAGAUGGAGAUACCAAAGCAUCCCUUGACGAGUUGCGACCCUCUAUUGACCCCACGCUGAGUGAUAGCGCAUCACGACUCGAGACACCGUUGCCACCAUCUACUCCUGUUGUGGACGACGACCCAGAUCAGCUUGAGAAAGAGAAAGCACGUAAAACUGCGCUGAUGAAUGCAAUCAGACAGUUUAAUUUUAAACCCAAGAAAGGUGUCAAACUUUUGUUACGAGACGGCUUUAUCAGCAGCGACAACCCGGCAGAUAUUGCCGAAUUUCUCCUAAAGGAGGAUAAGCUUGACAAGGCUCAGAUUGGCGAGUAUUUAGGAGAAGGUGACCAGCAGAAUAUUGACAUCAUGCACGCUUUCGUUGAUGCAAUGGACUUCACCAAGAAACGCUUCGUCGACGCGCUGCGACAGUUUUUACAAUCUUUUCGACUGCCUGGUGAAGCCCAAAAGAUUGACCGAUUCAUGUUAAAGUUCGCCGAACGUUAUGUCAUGGGAAAUCCUAAUGCCUUCGCCAAUGCGGAUACGGCUUAUGUUCUUGCCUAUUCAGUUAUCAUGCUGAACACCGACCAACACAGUAGCAAAAUUGCCAAACGCAUGAGCAAGGAGGAGUUUAUAAAAAACAACCGUGGUAUUAACGAUAAUGCCGAUCUUCCCGACGAGUAUUUGCUGGGGAUUUAUGAUGAGAUCGCAAGUAAUGAAAUUGUGCUCACAAGCGAACGUGAAGCAGCGGCAGCAGCAGGUACACCAGCAGCUAACCCUGCAGGUGGCCUUGCGGCCGGCAUUGGCCAGGCCUUCUCCAAUGUUGGUCGAGACUUGCAGCGUGAGGCCUAUGUCCAACAGUCUGAGGAGAUUUCGCUACGCUCAGAGCAGCUGUUCAAGAAUCUCUUCAAGAGCCAGCGUCGAAACACCGCGAAGACAGGCCCCAGGUUCAUCCCUGCAACAUCUUUCAAACAUGUUGGAUCAAUGUUUGAUGUAACAUGGAUGUCCUUUUUCUCGGCGCUAUCGAGUCAAAUUCAAAAAUCCCACAACAUUGAGGUCAAUAAACUUUGCUUGGAAGGGAUGAAACUUGCAACUCGAAUCGCAUGCCUUUUCGAACUUUCGACGCCGAGAGAAGCAUUCAUUUCCGCUCUACGGAAUACCACAAAUCUCAACAACCCCCAGGAUAUGCAGGCAAAAAAUAUAGAGGCUCUCAAGGUUAUUUUGGACCUUGGGCAGACUGAGGGAAAUUUGUUGAGGGAAUCAUGGAAGGACAUCCUCAUGUGUAUCAGCCAACUUGACCGACUACAACUUAUCACCGGAGGUGUCGAUGAAAGCACUAUUCCUGAUGUUUCCCAAGCUCGAUUCAUACCACCGUCACGGACGGACACGUCGGAUUCGCGAUCGUCAACUCAGUCAAGACAGCGGCCAAGACAAAGGUCUGGGACGGGCCCAAGAGGGUUUUCUCAUGAGAUUGCCUUGGAGAGUCGUUCGGACGAUUUCAUUCGCAGUGUUGAUCGAAUCUUCACCAACACUGCAAAUCUCUCUGGCGAUGCUAUGGUGCAAUUCGCCAAAGCACUUACAGAGGUGAGCUGGGACGAGAUCAAGGUGUCCGGCUCCAACGAGUCACCCAGAACAUACAGUUUGCAGAAAAUCGUGGAAAUCAGUUAUUACAACAUGAACCGUGUUCGAUUUGAAUGGAGUAAUAUCUGGGAUGUUCUUGGAGAACACUUUAACCAGGUUGGAUGCCACAACAAUAUGAACAUUGUUUUCUUUGCUUUGGAUUCGCUUCGCCAACUCUCUAUGAGAUUUAUGGAAAUUGAGGAACUGGCAGGCUUCAAGUUUCAAAAGGACUUUUUGAAACCAUUCGAACAUGUGCUUGCCAACUCCCACAACGUCACCGUCAAAGACCUGGUUCUACGGUGCCUCAUCCAGAUGAUCCAAGCGCGAGGGGAUAAUAUUCGAUCUGGGUGGAGAACCAUGUUUGGGGUGUUUACAGUGGCCGCCAGAGAGCCUCAUGAAAGCAUCGUGAAUCUUGCCUACGAAAAUGUCAAUCAAGUCUACAAGACUAAGUUUGGCACCGUAAUUUCACAAGGAGCUUUCACGGAUCUAAUUGUGUGCCUCACCGAAUUUUCCAAGAACUUGAAGUUCCAGAAGAAAAGCCUGGCUGCAUUGGAGCUUUUGAAAUCCAUCAUCCCAGCCAUGCUGAGGACACCGGAGUGCCCGCUGUCCCAAAAACACAGUCACGGAAAUGGGGGCGUAAAUUCCGAAACGUCACACAAGGCGUCAGAUGUGCCGAAACGCACGCAGCUGAACACAUCAGUCGAGGAGGGCUUCUGGUUUCCGGUCUUGUUUGCAUUCCAUGAUGUGCUCAUGACUGGAGAGGAUUUGGAAGUCCGCUCAAACGCCCUUGAAUACUUCUUCGCUGCCUUGAUAAAGUAUGGCGGUGAUUUCACGCCCGAAUUCUGGGAUAUUUUGUGGCGACAGCAACUGUAUCCAAUCUUCAUGGUCUUGAGAUCACGACCGGAAAUGACUAAUGUGCUCAACCACGAAGAGUUAUCUGUUUGGCUUUCUACAACCAUGAUCCAAGCGCUUCGCAACAUGAUAACUCUUUUCACGCAUUACUUUGAAUCUCUCGAGUAUAUGCUUGAUCGUUUCCUGGAGUUGCUGGCGUUGUGUAUUUGCCAAGAAAAUGACACGAUAUCUCGCAUAGGAAGCAAUUGCUUGCAGCAACUCAUUUUGAAGAACGUCACCAAGUUUACACAGGAGCAUUGGACGAAGAUAGUGGGUGCCUUUUGUGAACUCUUUGAGCGUACCACGGCGUACCAGCUGUUCACGGCGACAAGCAUGGGUUCCACAGCUGCUUUGUCUCUCCCUUCCAACGGAUUUGACUUUUCCGGCAGCCUGAGCCCUGCCGCUGAGACCCCCUCGGUCGAUGAGAAGUCGUUAAAGAUCAAUGGUACAGAAGAGCCUGGUGCUGUUGCCGAUGGUGAGCCUAUUCCUCGGCAGCCAUCGCCUAAACCCCUGGACGAUGAUAUGGAAGCGCCGGGUGGUGUUGCUGGCCAGCUACUGGAAGAAUUCAAGCCAUCAUCAAGCCUACAACAACAACCUGUGGUCGUAACGGCAGCCAGACGACGAUUCUUCAAUCGCAUAAUAUCUCGCUGUGUUCUACAGCUUCUAAUGAUUGAGACAGUCAACGAGCUAUUCAGCAAUGAUACUGUAUAUGCCCACAUCCCAUCAACUGAGCUGUUGCGCCUGAUGGCAUUGCUCAAGCGCUCGUUCCAAUUUGCCCGUCGCUUUAACGAAGACAAGGAGCUUCGCAUGAAGUUGUGGAGAGAAGGAUUUAUGAAACAACCACCCAAUCUACUUAAGCAAGAGAGCGGUUCUGCAGCAACAUACGUGUCUAUUCUAUUCAGAAUGUUUGCCGACAACGCGCCCGAGAGAUUGGAGAGCCGUCCUGACAUUGAGGCUGCCCUCGUACCACUCUGCAAAGACAUUAUUCAAGGCUAUUCUGCUCUGGCGGAAGAGUCACAGCAUAGAAACAUUAUGGCGUGGCGACCGGUCGUCGUUGAUGUUCUAGAAGGCUACGCAACAUUCCCAGAAGAUGCUUUCAAGUCUCAUAUCCCUGAAUUCUACCCCCUAGCUGUUGAACUCCUGACCAAGGACCUGAGCCAGGACCUCCGGGCAGCACUGCUUGUUGUUUUGAGACGUGUAGGCGAGGUUGCCCUCGGUAUAGAAGGCAUGUCCAAGGCAGGGGAAAAGAGGAGGGAAAGUAUCAUUAGCGACCGCGCGGACGAAGCCGGAGCUGGUCAAGAUGCAGCUGCCAUGAAGAUGUUGUAA
Molecule: messenger RNA, 5562 nt
Organism: Pochonia chlamydosporia 170
Lineage: Eukaryota; Fungi; Ascomycota; Sordariomycetes; Hypocreales; Clavicipitaceae
Product: guanyl-nucleotide exchange factor (Sec7)
Exons: 2
Coding region: 1-5562 (1853 amino acids)
Biological process (GO): regulation of ARF protein signal transduction
Molecular function (GO): guanyl-nucleotide exchange factor activity
Source: RefSeq, a predicted model, not a curated record